AUGACUUCACCAAAAAUUCAAAAGGAUAUUGUUAGUGCUUGUGCACAAGAAACUGUGAAAGCUAUAAUUGAUGACUUGGGAGGGGAUUAUUUUGGGAUAUUAGUUGAUGAGUCCAAGAAUAUUUCACACCAUGAACAAAUAGCCCUUGCUUUGCGGUAUGUUGACAAAAAAGACCAAGUGAAUGAGCCAUUUAUUGGUCUUAUUCGUGUUGGUGAUACAUCUACAAAGUCAUUGAAUGAAGCAAUAUAUUCUUUACUAUUGAAACACUCAUUAAGUCCAUCCAAAAUACGUGGACAAGGAUAUGAUGGAGCUAGUAACAUGCAAGGAAAGUUGUGGCUAAAAAAAUAUAAGGAGGUGAAAACUUUCUUUGCUAUAAUUGCUAACGUGUUGAAUAUAGUUGGAGCAUCUUUUAAGCGUAGAGAUCAACUUCGUGAUCAUCAAGCAAAAUUGUUGGAGAAAUUGCUAGAGAGUGGUGAACUUCAAAGUGGGAAAGGAUUAAAUCAAGAGCGAGGGCUUCAAAGGCUAGGUGACACUCGUUGGGGAUCACAUUGUAGAACGUCGGAUAACUUUGUUAUUUUAUUUUCAUCUAUUGUUCAUGUGCUUGAGGUGGUUGAAUGUGAAGGUUCUGAGGCUGAUGAUAGAUUACAAGCAGAAGCGUUUUUGAGUAAAAUCAAUGCAUUUAACUUUGUUUUCUUGCUUCACUUGAUAUUGAAAGUGUUGAUGAUGUCGAAUGUGUUGAGUAAAGCUUUGCAGAAAAAAGAGCAAGAUAUUGUUAAUGCCAUGGUAUUUCUUGACCUCACAAAGGAAAGGUUGCAAGUAAUGAGAGAAGAUGGAUGGGUGUCAUUGAUGGAUGAAGUCUCUUCAUUUUGUGCUAAACAUGAUAUUGUGGUACCCAAUAUGGAAGAAUUCUAUAUUCCUGGAAAGUCAAAGCGUAGACCUUCUACUGUUACGUAUUCACAUCACUUACGUGUUGAUCUUUUUUAUUCUGUGAUUGAUUUGCAGCUUCAAGAGCUUAACAGUCAUUUUGAUGUUGUGAGUGGUAACUUGCUUCUUGGUAUGGCUAGCUUGAAUCCGGUUAAUUCAUUUACUAAUUUUGAUAAGGAAAAAAUAAUGACAUUGGCCAAGUAUUAUCCAGAUGAGUUUGGCGAAUUGAAGCUUCGAGAUCUUAGUCACCAACUUGACACUUUCAUAUUGCACAUGCGACGUGGUGACCUUAGGUUUUCUGAUUUGAAAGGAAUUGGUGAUUUGGCAAAAGCCUUGGUUGAGGUAAAUCCUGCAGAGAGUUAUUCACUUAUUUAUUUACUUGUAAAGUUAACUCUAAUUUUACCUGUCGCGACUGCAACGGUGGAAAGAGCAUUUUCAUCCAUGAAGUACAUCAAAGAUGAAUUACGUAGUAGUAUUAGUGAUACAUUUUUAAAUAAUUAUUUAGUUUGUUACUUUGAGAAGGAAGUAUUUACAAAUGUAAGUAAUGAUGCUAUUAUUGACCGUUUUCAAAAUAUAAAAGCGCGUCGAGUUCAAGUAUGA
Nicotiana tabacum (common tobacco) is the source of this 1524-nucleotide messenger RNA. RefSeq lists its product as uncharacterized. The record is from RefSeq and is a predicted model, not a curated record. Lineage: Eukaryota; Viridiplantae; Streptophyta; Magnoliopsida; Solanales; Solanaceae.